Fusarium coffeatum is the source of this 441-nucleotide messenger RNA. RefSeq lists its product as uncharacterized. The coding region runs from base 1 to 441 and encodes 146 amino acids. The transcript has 4 exons. The record is from RefSeq and is a predicted model, not a curated record. Lineage: Eukaryota; Fungi; Ascomycota; Sordariomycetes; Hypocreales; Nectriaceae.
AUGAGCUGGUUCCAGAAGCAAUUCACACUCGCUCCCAAGUCGCGGGGAUCUUACCUUAUAACUGAUCAGGUCGUCUCUUCUCUCCCCGAAAUUCGAGACUACAAAGUUGGCCUUUUGAAUCUUUUCGUCCAGCACACAAGCUGUGCCCUGAGUCUGAAUGAGAACUGGGACUCUGAUGUUCGUGAAGACAUGAGUGAUGCUCUGGAUAGAAUUGCUCCUGCGGAGGGCCCGAAGGGAGAGGCUCUCUACCGACACGAUGCUGAGGGGCCCGACGACAUGCCUGCUCACAUCAAGUCUGCACUUGUUGGAGCCAGUGUCACAAUCCCCAUCAAGGAUGGAAAGCUUGCUACGGGAACUUGGCAAGGAAUCUGGUAUCUUGAGUUCCGUGCGGCUCGGCACCAGCGACGUGUCGUUGCAACUAUCCAGGGAGAGAAGGCUUAA